AUGGCCCAAGAAAUGGCGAUGCAAGAGCUCGCACCAGAAAUACUAGUCCACGUGUUCGAGGCACUUUCCUCAGCUACCGAUAUCGUCAACCUAUCCCUUACCUGUCGAUAUUUCCACACCCUGCUACCAAGCUCACAAAAACUUGUUCUAUUCUACAAUGCAAUUGAUCAAACAAUGGGACCGGCAGAUGAGAUUAUCCAACUUUUAACGUCCAAUGAUAAUCAAUUGCUACAUAUCAAAAGAACUCCACCUUUGUCUUAUACACUUCUCACACAAAUCGCUCAAAUUGGCCGGGUUGGGCAACGCUUCGUCAAUCUCUACCCUACUAUCAAAUGGGCCGGUGACCGUAGCGCCAACCGCCGGUCCCUGAACAAGGAUGAAGCUCGGAGACUCCGUCGAGCUGUCUAUCGUUUCUGGAUGUACUCACAAGCUUUUUAUAAUUCAUCUUCCUACCGAUCUCUUCGUUCUGAAGUUGCGCUCUACGAGCGACUCCAAUUACUGCGGAGCUGGUCCACCUCGGAUCUUCACGACUUUGAAGACUUUCGAGGUAUUCUUGAACAUUUAGUCGCAACAGAGCUUUGCCCCACCGACGGCGAUGUCUUCUCACGCCACCCAGAGGAGUCGCGAUAUGGCAUGCACGCCUGGCACCGUUCAGGGCGCCAGGUUGUUGACCUGGGGUCCAUGUUUCCAGACACGUUUCACACUCACCGCCGGGAAGAUUGCGUUGCAGAUAGUAACAAAUUGUCGAUCCAAGAACUGCGACAUAAGCACAUGCAAGGUUGGGGAUCCGACUUGGACAGUUUCUAUUUGGUCCAAGCGUUCCUCAAACUCACACCGGUCCAGUUAUUGUGGUUGUUCGACCAUGCGGUGUCAAAGGCUGAUGUGGAGCAGUAUGUUGAGAAGCAGACGAACGACAUUUGCUUCCUCGAGAGUGGAUCAUCUCUCUUCCAAGAUUGGGUUACGGUUUUGCAUCAGCGCGGUGGUGAUGUACAGCAAGUCCGAGAGGCGAUCUGGGACGGAGUAGGAGGCAUUGCUGUGGAUUAG
Molecule: messenger RNA, 1044 nt
Organism: Exophiala bonariae
Lineage: Eukaryota; Fungi; Ascomycota; Eurotiomycetes; Chaetothyriales; Herpotrichiellaceae
Exons: 2
Coding region: 1-1044 (347 amino acids)
Molecular function (GO): protein binding
Source: RefSeq, a predicted model, not a curated record